Messenger RNA from Babesia ovata, 822 nucleotides. RefSeq names its product 50S ribosomal L10. The coding region runs from base 1 to 822 and encodes 273 amino acids. Gene Ontology annotation, biological process: translation. The record is from RefSeq and is a predicted model, not a curated record. The transcript has a single exon. Gene Ontology annotation, molecular function: structural constituent of ribosome. NCBI's taxonomy places the organism in Eukaryota, Apicomplexa, Aconoidasida, Piroplasmida, Babesiidae. Gene Ontology annotation, cellular component: large ribosomal subunit.
AUGUACAGCCACCGUAUCACUCUGCUCUGGAUCGGCGUAUCCAUUGCACUGGCGUUGGUUGCAAAGGAUGCAGAUGGAUUCGCCUUGCAUCAGCCGCCUUCGAGGAGCUUCGCGCUCUACAGCAAAUGGUUGAUGGAGCCGAAAUUCCCCAAGACCACGAAGCGGUAUAUGACCACUCGAGCAGGGAAGACGGAGACUAUUGGAAAGCUAAAGGAGCUUCUCAGCCGAAGUAGCGUCUUGCUGCGUUUCACGUACAAGCGGUUCACUCCCAAAGAGCGCGUGGUGCUGAAUCGUAAGCUGCGAUCCUUCAUCUACACGGGGAAGGAUGGCUCUGAGCCCUGCGCUAAGCUGCAGAUGGUCAAGAACACGCUGAUAGAGAAGGCUAUGAUAGGCACCCCGUGGGAGGUUUUCGCGCCACGUAUGCACGGUCCCUCCAUGUGCUGCUUCGUGUUCGACGACGGUAGGUUGCCGCAGAUUCUGAUGACCAUUGAGCGCUUGCGGAUGGCAGACAAGAAGAUACGGCGCCAUGUCACCCUAGACAGCGCUUCCUUUGCAGGCAGGGUUGUUGAGCCACCUGAGCUGUUCAAGAUAGCAGACUAUGCGUCACGUGAGGAUGUUAUAGCCCGGUUGAUGUGCGCCCUGAACGGCGGAGCGGGAGGCGUUGCCAGGGGGCUGAAAUCGGUUGCAACGAAGCUGGCUGUCGCGCUGAACGAGACCACUAAAAAAGGGGAAGCCAGUGAUCCGGCUACUAGCGAAUCUGUCAGUGGAAGCGAUAACGCUGCGGCGCCAGAGGCAACUGCAGUUGGUGUGGCAACAAAUUGA